Molecule: messenger RNA, 1593 nt
Organism: Aspergillus luchuensis
Lineage: Eukaryota; Fungi; Ascomycota; Eurotiomycetes; Eurotiales; Aspergillaceae
Product: putative sterol o-acyltransferase (APE2)
Exons: 6
Coding region: 1-1593 (530 amino acids)
Biological process (GO): ergosterol metabolic process
Cellular component (GO): endoplasmic reticulum membrane
Molecular function (GO): ergosterol O-acyltransferase activity
Source: RefSeq, a predicted model, not a curated record
AUGUCUUCGGCCGUUCAACCACCUAAUGGCUCCCCUUUACUACGGCCCCGUGCCGUUCCGGGGUCAAAGAAUCUAGACGAUUUGACGGCAAUUUCCCCCUUGGAGAAAGCUGAUUCGAGUGGCCGCUCAACCCCGGUCCCCGACGAUGCUCCCCCCUCCGCGCAUUCAAUCUCCACGGCAAGAAAGCAAGCACGAGCCCGGACUCGAAUAUUUUAUACAAUCGAUUAUGUUCCUCGAGUAUCCCAUUUUGACCCGCGGAGCGAGUACCGCGACUUCCGCGGCUUCUAUACCCUAUUUUGGAUUGCAUUGUUUAUCAUGGUCGUUACUACGAUGCUUCGGAAUAUCAAGGAUACUGGCUAUCCCCUGAGGAUCAGAGUAUGGAGCCUGUUGUCAGAAAAUGUGUGGUCCAUGGGGUUCAGUGACGUGGCCAUGGUGGUCAGUAGCGCAGUGGUCCUGCCGCUCCACCAUCUCAUACGGAAAAGCGGUAGCUUGAUGCGCUGGGGAAGAGGUGGCAUGGUCGUGCAAAGCAUCUUCGAGGCAGGCUGGGCCAUUCUAUGGAUCAAUUGGCCAUUUAUGAUGCGCUGGACCUGGACGGCCCAGGUCUUCUUCACCCUUCAUACUCUAACCAUUCUGAUGAAGGUGCACUCCUAUGCAUUCUACAACGGUCAUCUGAGUGAGACGCAGCGUCGACUAGCGUCGCUCGACAAGCCAGGAAAAGUCUCAAUGGAAGCGCCAAUCCCAUAUCCAGAUGCAUCCCCCCGUCGACGUUCGGUAGCCCGGCGUGCGAGCCAUCAUGCACGCUCCGAGUCGAUCGCUGAACUGCGCGAGGACCUGGCCACAGAGCUCACUUCACCCAUGGGAAAUGUCACCUAUCCUCAGAAUCUUACCGUUGUCAAUUAUGUCGACUUUGUGUUCUGCCCCACUCUCUGCUACGAGUUGGAAUAUCCUCGGAGCAAGGAAAGACGGUGGAUCGAAAUCGGCUUGAAGACUCUGGCUAUCUUCGGAUGCAUCUUUCUAUUGACAUUGACAAGCGAAGAGUUUAUUCUGCCUGUCCUGACAGAAGCCAACAUCCAAUUGCACAGGGUGUCAAGCGCGGCCGACAAGGCCCUGAUCCUCGCGGAGACCAUCAGCAUGCUUUUGUUCCCGUUCAUGGUCACGUUCCUUCUUGUGUUCCUGGUGAUCUUCGAAUAUGUUUUGGGCGCCUUCGCGGAGCUAACUUGUUUCGCUGAUCGUCACUUUUACUCGGACUGGUGGAAUUCCUGCGACUGGCUCGAGUUCUCCCGCGAAUGGAAUAUCCCCGUGCACCACUUCCUCCGGCGCCAUGUAUACUUCCCCUCGCUAUCGAAUUUCUCUAAGCCAGUUGCUAUGUUCAUCACUUUCCUCGUCAGCGCCAUUGCCCACGAGCUGGUCAUGAGCUGCAUCACCAAGAAGCUCCGCGGCUACGGAUUCUUAGCCAUGAUGCUCCAGCUACCCAUCGUUGCGGUACAGAAGUCCAAAUACGUCCGAGGAAAGACAACACUUAACAACCUCUUCUUCUGGCUAUCUAUGAUUUUCGGAUUAUCAAUGAUGUGUGCGCUUUACGUCCUCGUCUAG